Neolamprologus brichardi is the source of this 2992-nucleotide messenger RNA. The record is from RefSeq and is a predicted model, not a curated record. Lineage: Eukaryota; Metazoa; Chordata; Actinopteri; Cichliformes; Cichlidae.
AUGUGUCCCAUGCAGUUACUAGAGCCAGUGUGUCACCAGUUGUUUGAGUUUUACCGGAGCGGUGAGCCGCAGCUGCAGCGUUUCACGCUACAGUUCCUGCCAGAGCUCCUGUGGAGCCUCCUGUCCGUCAGCGCAGCCAGAGAUCCCCACACCUCCGGCUGCAUCGAGGCCCUGCUGCUAGGCAUUUACAACCUGGAAAUAGUUGAUAAGGAUGGACAGAGUAAGGUGUUAUCUUUUACCGUCCCUUCCCUCUCCAAACCCUCAGUUUACCAUGAGCCUUCAACUAUUGGCUCCAUGGCCCUUACCGAAGGAGCUCUAGCUAACCAUGGGCUGAGCAGAGUGGUGUACAGCGGGCCUCACCUCCAGAGAGAAACCUUCACAGCACAGAACAGAUUUGAGGUGCUGACCUUCCUCCUGCUUUGCUACAACGCCGCUCUCAGCUACAUGUCCUCCACCUCCCUGCAGUCCCUCUGCCAGCUCAGCUCCAGGGUGUGUAUUUGUGGUUACCCACGGCAACAGAUGCGGCGGUACAAAGGCAUUAACACACGGCUCACAGUCACAUCAGAGUUCCUGGUUCAGCUCAUCACAGGGAUCCACUACGCCUUGUGUAAUGGUGAAGUUGACCUGGGAUCCAAAGCACUGGAUGACGUUCUGUAUCGAGCCCAGCUAGAGUUGUUCCCCGAAGCCCUGUUGGUGGGUAACGCCAUUAAGUCAUCACUGCACAGUGCAGCACUGAAAAGCAACAAUAAGGAGGGUGCGCGGAGUAUUCAGGUGGAGAUCACACCUACCUCCUCGAGGAUCUCCCGCAACGCUGUUACCUCCCUCUCGAUCAGGGGACACCGCUGGAAGAGACAUGACGCAGUGGAUCUGGGUUCCCCGGAUGAGCUGAUGGAUAUUUCGGAGGUGGAUGAAGGGGUUUGGCCAGGUGGCGCGGGGCCUGACAUGACCCCACCCACCAUCACUAUCAGCAACAGCGUCACAACAUUGAACCUGGGGGCCAAAGCCAUGAAGAAGUGUCGGCUUGGCGGGCGGACCAGCAAGGACAAGGACAAGGAGGCGGGCCCUCUAAUGCCGGGCCGGGCUGCCAGCGAGAACGCAGAGCUGUCUGUCAAGCGGCUAACGCUCACUUCCAGCCAAUCGGUGCCCAAAGCGGGUGCCCUCACCAGCCUGACGCGCACCGCCAGCGCUGUUUUCUCACGCUCCUUUGAGCACGUGGCCAGCGGCAAUGCCCCUCCCUCAAGCAACCACACCGCCUCCGAAGCCGGCCGCUACUCCUGCAGCCUGCAGGAGGAAGGCUUGGUGUACUUGAGUCCAGCGCCAAAUCACACACAGCGCUCCCCCAGCAUUAGCGUUCAUCUCGGCUCUGAUCUUUGAACUCAAGUGUGACUCUUGACUCAUGUCUGAUCCUGUGACCCCAUACCUGUGACCUGGAACUCCAAGCCAUGCUAACUGCAGUUGACUGCAAAAGAAAGACUCCAGCUGUUUCCCCCUUGUCACUCCAUUUUUUUUAUUUUAUCCCCCCCCCCGUAUCUUUAACUCUCUGUGCUGUGAAAUGCCGAGCGCAGUCAGAGGCGUCGAGGACGCCGCUUCCAGCUUUGUCUGACUUUUAGCAGUGCGCUCAUGACCUGGACAUAACUGUGGUCGUAAACGAGCGUGCUUAAAAUUCAAAAUCACUAAGAAACUAUGUGGGAAAGUACUUCAAAAGUGAUCUAAUCUGUAUUUGUUGCCCUCUGCAUGGCUUUUCCAUACAUCCAUCCUUACCGCCCAGGUUUGUUAAAGGGCACGUGUUGAGUGCGCGAGCAUGUUUGUGAGUGAGUGAGUGUGUGUGCGUUGACUUUAUCUGUACGUACAACUGUUUUUAGAUAAAAAAGGCUGCUGAUUGAUGAAGUGAAAUAGUUGAUUCUCCUAGUUGGAACACUGUUUCUACUACUUUUAUACAAAAAUAAUAAUGAUGAUGAUAAUAAUGGAUCCCUUCCCAUAGCAAUACAAAACUGUCCUAUUCAGUGUUUUUUAUAUUUUGGGCUGUUUACUGAAUCUUCCUUCUGUUGGCACUUAUCAGAAGUUAUGCCUGUGCUUUAUUCUUCCUAAAGAGAAACAAAAAACCUACAACUAAAACAUUAAAAAUCAAACGGUAUGAUAAGAAUCUAGUCUUUAUGUUUACAAUCACACAGUUUUCUCAUUAAAGAUGGAGAAGCAAUAUUACCCCUGCCCCACCAACCCCCCACCACCCUCGCUCCUUCCUGAACUGCUGUGUAUUUGAUGGCAAAAAUUUAAAACGAAGACAAAGAGGAUUUGGGUUUUUAAUGGAUGAUGGCUGUGUGUGCGUGUGUGCGUGCGUGUGUGUGAUUUAAGUAUUAAAUUUUGCACAUGGAAGAACAAAUGAGUUGUGUUUUUCAGCGCUGGUAUUUUCUUAUUCAUGAGAAAGUUUUGACUCUCAAACAUUGUCUUUCCCUGUAAGAGAAAAAUGCUUUGUUGCUCUUUUUUUAAAGGUUCCAAAGUGAUUAAAGAAUUUGGUAUUUCACAGUAAAGUUCUGCUGACUCAACCUCAACUGUGGAAGAUUGUCUGAAGCAACAGGGCAUCUAUCCCGUCCUGUGAUCCACUCACCAUUCCAGCUGUUUGUAGUGCUUUAGUGACGUGUUUCCUGUGUCUCCUCUUGUCGUUCAUCACUGCACAAGACAUGGUGAUAUUCUCUUGUACCAGCAAACAAAUAAAAACUCCAACCAUCAGCUAAUUUUGAUGUCUUAAAUCAAGCGUUCAUGCUGCUCGACCCUCAAGCAAACUUGUAGUCUGUUGUCUGUAUGCUAGAGCUGUGUGUCUGUAGCGUGGUGGGACAAUAAUCAUGUUUUUCUGUGUGUGGUUUAACAGAAUGUGAACGGGUAAGCUGUUGUUGUACAUCAUACUGUUGUACUCAAGACCGGUUAUAUUGGCCUUUCUACGUCUGAAAAUAACUCACUGCUACAACUUCUGGGAAUAAAGUGUUUCUAUAUUUCA